Schistocerca nitens (vagrant locust) is the source of this 5997-nucleotide messenger RNA. RefSeq names its product mucin-5AC-like. The transcript has a single exon. The record is from RefSeq and is a predicted model, not a curated record. The coding region runs from base 1 to 5997 and encodes 1998 amino acids. Lineage: Eukaryota; Metazoa; Arthropoda; Insecta; Orthoptera; Acrididae.
AUGCGGACAGUACAGCUGGAUGGACAUACUCGUGCUGCCCGUGAUUAUGAAGUGCUCGAGACGACCACCCCGCAAGUUGUUGCAAGGACACCUAGAGGAAGACGGCGGCUGGUUAGUGUUUCUAGGAGAAUACGGCCUAUUGACGUUAGUACAGAGGCUACAGUCUCGCCAAGAGGAGACGAGGGACAAGAUCAGCGCACCAUUAUCAGAGUCCAUAAGAGGAGGCGUCCUGUCACCAUCGAUACCACCACAGUUUCAGCAGUUCCUACCACAGCGGUCAGAGAUAGCCUUCGCAAGACUAAAGUUUAUAAGAGAAGGCGUCCAGUUCCCACGAAUGCUGUCACCACAGAGCCUUCACUUCCGGAGGAGGAUGCGUCAGGCAACCAACGCGGAUAUAGGCGUGUGCGUCCAUCAUCACCUCAACAAGAAUCAACGAACCAGCAAGGCAGCACGACCAACAGCGAGAGUUACAAACCAUCAACACAAAGCAGUUCCAAAUCGGAGGAAACAUUUGUAGGAGGUCGAAGAAAACAUGUCGGUAAAGUUAGGGUCAGGGGAAGGAGGCCAUUGUUGAGCGAUUCUGAAACAGGUGUUGGAUCUUCUGAGAAGGCAGUUGAAGGUGAGGUACUUGGAACUGUACCGACGACAACUGUGGAAACACCACAAAGUACUACUUCAGUGGUACAAGAAGUUCCUAAACCUCACGCUCUACCCUCCAUGAGCACCACAGUAGAGGCCACAACCAGCAGACGAGUGCUUUCACGUUCAAGACGCCCAUUUUUUGGUAUCCGCCGAGCCGUAACACCCAGUAUAGCUCCAUUUGUACAAGCAGAACCCACCUCCCCUACGACCCCCUCUAGUCUUCAGGAGGAGAGUAGUACUGCAGGAUCUCUGACAUCUUACACUCCAACAGAAAGGGGGGACACUAUCACAGAGGUGACGACUGUAGAAAGGAUCGACAUGCCCACCACAUCAUCCAGCAAUCAGUCUACUACACAAAUCACUGGCGACACCGUAUCAGAGGAUGAGGGAGGCCAGUCAAAAAAAUUCACUCCAAAAUUUAGAGGAGCCAAGGGACGUCACCCUGGAAGGAGAGUCGGCCUCGGAAGCAAAUAUUCGAAAGAACAACGAAAAACCACCCCUGAGCCUAAUGGAAUUGGCCUAACAUCUGGAAGGACUAAAGCAUCUUCAGUGAGUACUGCCAGCGAGCGACCGACUGGAAAUAUUUCAGACCGUUUUGUAAAAUCGAGGACGCUGAACUCACUGAGAAAUAGGAAACCGAUAUCGCUCCUUCGACGGAAUAACGUGAGCAACGUAACUGAAGUGCUGACAGCUGCCAACAAGUCCUUGGACGAGCACACGGUUGAGAAUGAGAGUCCUGUCGCCUCAGAUGGUGGAUCAGCGAGUUUUCUGAAUACGUCUGUGGUAGACAAUAACACCACAACUGAUUCUCCAGCACCAUCCACAAUUAAGGGUAAAGAUCGUUUGAAGAAAAUUAAGAGACCUCUGACAGUAACAAAAAUAGGAGGUCCUCCAAAGUUACCUGUUCUCAAGAAGAUUUCGUCGAACUUAACAGAAGAUGAAAAAGCCGAGACCUCAACGAUAUCGGAAAAAGGGACGCGACUCAAGGGCAGGAAACCGACCAGCCUUGAUAAGCUACUAAAAAUGAGAAGGCCUCUUCCAACAUUACUGAGGAAAUCUCAAAACGAGUUUGUAUCACCUGCACCUGAGAAUGUCGAGAGCAGCAGCAACAGUGAAACAACAAUUGCAAUCAGUACUUUACCAACAUCAGCAGAUACUACCCCAGGCCAAACGACUGCAGACGAAAUUGAAACCACUACCGCAGCAGCUGCUGCUUCCUCUUUGCAACCGAAUAUAGACGACGGUGCUCCUAAAGGGAUCAGGAAACUGCCGAAAGGAUUUAAACCGUCACGUUUCAGGCCGACAAUUGGUGAACCGAGAAAAAUUGGGAUCAAGGAUACACCUAGACAAGGUGCACGGGGUCGACCUCGCCUUACGCCCUCGAGUGCUGUGAAGAAAGGAGUUAAUGGCACUCAAGUGGUAGCUCCUUUGAAAACCGGACUCUUCGGUAACAGGAGACCCUUUUCUGGUUUUAAACCAUCCUUGCUUAAGUCGACGGGCAGGUUCAACAAGAAACCAACUGACUCUGCUGACGAGAACACCGAAAUACCAACAACGUCAGUGAAAGGAACGACAGAGGCUUACAAUGCCUCACUAAAAGUGGCAGAUAAAGUGAUAAAAGAUUUUGGCGUCAACACUGCCUCAACAGUGGAGGACGAGGAAGUUCAGAAUGUGACCACCGACAGACCCACUGUAACUACAGAAGAAACAGCUACGUUUCAAGCAAAGAACGACAGUCUAGGAAACGAAGUGGGGGAAACCUUAGAUUCACUAGUAGAUCCCUCCUUGUCCCCACUGGAGGAGAGCAGUACCACCACGAGGAAAACUUUCUUCUUUCCCAGGGCGCGAGGCCGUGGCAAUGACAAGUCCUCCAAGCUCAAGAGUCUCCAGAAACUACUAUCGGUGCUUCGGCAGAAAUCUAAUGGCGGAGUCGCAAGUACUACAGUGAAAUUCGAUAGUGAAACAGCGCAUCCGACGCCAGAGGUGCCGAGCGAACUGAACAGUGAUUCGGCAGGCGGUCGUCCAUCCGAUCUUCAGAAUACCAUUUCUCAAACAGAAAUACCUAUUUCGGGAGUAAACACUGUUUCUUAUGGUGACGAUCUUAAAACAACAGACACAACUGAAGAAUCCACUUUUACAACAGUAAUAGAAACUACUGUUGUGCCUGUUGUUCGCGAAGGCAAGGUCAGUCGGUUGGGAAUUACGGAGAAUUACGGGAAUACAUUCCUGCAGCCCUCUAUGACAACAGAGACUGCUGCUUUUUCUGUACCCGAGAAGUCAGAUUACGAAGACAACACUACAAUGAUAACGAAAAUAUUUGAAGCCGAAACGGAAACGACCUUCACGGAAACAACUUACCCAGAAACAACCACAGAAAGCGGUGGGAGAUUGGUGCUGAAAGGAUCCGAUUCUUUGGAUGGUAAGAACAGUGGAAUGAAAUGCUCGAGUAUGUCAGGGGAAUCAAUGACUACCAAUGAGCACUUGAGUUCUCCGCAGACAGGGGAAAAAAUGAAGGAUAACGCUAGUUUCCUUUGUGGUAAGAAUGUUAGGACUGACACCACGGAAUUGCCCCUCUCUGUUACAAAGAGAACGGGUGAAUCCAGCGCAGAAGUACUAGAUCAGUCGACAACCAUGGUUUAUGAAGAAACCGCAACAGUAACUGAACCAUCGCUAACGUUCCAGAGGGCAACACUGUUGCCAGAGUUGACCGUUCCAGAAGAUUGGACGGAACCCACCAGCACUGAAACUACUGAGGGCACUACACCAGGAUCUGAGAGCCAACUUUUUCCUCUCACAGACAUAGUACUGCAUAAUUUGACAAAGGCCAUCAGCCAACUGGCGAAUGAGAUCGAUUCAGUUUACAAAGACGUCAAUGUUACUAGCGAGUUCACGUCACCACUUACGACAGAUUUGCCAAACAUUACUGAGCAAGCAACUCAUACAAGCGUAGAACUGAAUACCUCCAUUCCUCCUGGCAUAGAAAAUGUAGUUUUGACAACAGAAACUCCGAUCGCAACGGAUACUGUGAAUGCAGAAACAGUGCCGCAACAAUUUAGCACUACAUCCGAAACAACUACAACCGAGGUUAAUACGGAAGACCCUGGUACUACUAUCGGAACUACUGUAGAGAAUACUUACAGCGCCGUUGUCAAAGAAACUGAACUUCCCGCAGCGACAACUGCAGCACCAGAAGAAACCAAAGUGCCUUCCGAAAUGGACCUUGAGCAAAGCACUACUUCCAUUCAAGGGCGUAAUGUGUUCACGGAGAGUGUGCAUACAGAUAAGGCACUGGCUACUACUGAUGUCUCUGACAUGUGGAUAGGAGUCACAUCUGGAAGUGUAACCGAAGUUUACGAAACAAUGGCAACGCAAACUGAGAGUCCAGAUUCAGAGGCGACUGAAGGGAACUUGUCUGAUAAGAGUUCACUUCCCACUACAAGUCCCAUUACAGAAGAAAACGGAAGAAACAUAACAAAAUUUGUGAAUGGGUCGCUCGCAGGUCUUUCUGACGACCAGUCAGAAUUUGAUUCGAGUUUUUCAAGAGGAAGUAUUAGUACCGUCCCGACAGUUGAUGAAUUACCAACAGCAGAUACGACUGUAGUCCCAGAUCUGUCGACCACAGUCCUUGUGCUUGAGGUGCGAGGAGAUGACAGAGGAUACUCACAACCCUCAACCACUGAUGACGUAAUAACAUAUGACACAUCCAGUGUAAUGCCAGAGUCUGAUACGUUUAAUGAUGUUAACAACUCGUACCCAGUAAAGGGCGACCAAGGAGCAUUGUUGGGUUUCGCAUCAGGAGAGGAACAACAAAAUCUUACUAUAGAAUCUUCGGCCAAUAACGGCAUCACGGAAGCAACCGUUUACGAAACUCAGCAACCGGUCACAAAUGAGGCAGUGACAGAACCGGUGACGGAAAGUGAGACUCUUGAACCUUCUACCCCGAAGAAUUCAGAUGUCAAUGACACUACUAUAAGUGAUCCAACUUCUAUUUUGGGUUAUGAAAUGGCUACUGAUCCUUACACUGUUACAGCCGAGGUGACUGAAGAAGGUUUAUCAUCGACCACGGUUCAGACAAUCAAACCCGAAGAGAACGAUCUAAAAGCGAACGAAGUAAAUUUUGACGACAGCUUAUACCUGCCUACAACACAGGUUAAUGAAGCAACAUCACCGACCCAGAGAUCGGAACCCACUAAUACCGAAUCGUCUGUCAGCACAACGACAGAACCCAACCCUUAUGUAUCUGCCUCCAGUAUAAAUUCAGCAGAAGAAAUGCUCACAUACAGCUCUCUUCCAGAUACUGCAUCAACAGCAAACGCUUUCCCUGAAGAUAAGAAUACGGUUUCACCCGGAGACAUCACUUCACCAGCAGUUUCAGAUAACACUGUAACAGACAGUACUUCAACCGAGCCUGGUAGUCAUCUGCCCGAAAAGACUACCUAUCUUACUUAUUUUGGAGACGAAAUUACGACAGAGUCCACUUCUGUCGCUGAGGAUUCAGAUCUACUUGAAACCUACGCUUCUUCUGGUCCGUUUCACAUUCAGACGGUCACUUCAUUCAAUUCUUUACUGGGCGAGAGGGCCCAUUUUCAUAAAGAGACCACUUUAUCUCCAUUUGCUGAUCCACUGAUCACCUCCAUGGACAACGAAGAUGACCGAAAUGAAGGUCCUUCUGCAUGGCACUCUUCAUUCGCAGAAUCUGAAAGCACAACGGCCGAUCAUGACACCUCAUUUUCACCUACAGUUACUGCCGCUUUUCCAAUGACGUCAGAAACUGUAGCUGGCGUAACUGAUGUUACGUCAGUUCAGUUCAGUAACACCAAACAGGACUCCAGAGAAGACGAUGACGUGGUAAAAUACCGAGAUAUUGAACGUAAUUCAAUCUACACAGAUGUUUCCACGCCAACUUUUGCAGAUAGUGUCCAAUCAACUACACCGCUAUCUGCGAGUAAUUACACUGAACAAUGGACGGAGAGAAUCGAAAACAAUGAUACUGUCAAUCAAGAUGAUAUAGUCACUGGAAUUACUGAUGCAAGCUUCAUAUAUACGGACACCACGAAAUCACCGUCUCCAGAUUCUGAAGGCAACAAUCACCAGUUACUAACCACUGGAGCUGCGACACAGUCACAAACAGAAAAUGGUCUUGCUACUUACUGGACAGAAUCCGUUGAGUCCGCGGCGACAGAUACCCUGCUAACAAGAGAAGUCGAGCCCCUAACGUCCGAUACAAAGGAUAUAACCGAAAGUUCCUUUAGUGAUAGCAGCACAAACUACGCAAGUCCAGAUGAUGAAAGCCUACACGGAGACGGUAAUGGGAGGUUCCCAGCUCUGGAUAUCAACACCCUUGCUCCUUCUUGA